Messenger RNA from Thunnus maccoyii (southern bluefin tuna), 852 nucleotides. RefSeq names its product cell death-inducing p53-target protein 1-like. Bases 1 to 597 code for a protein of 198 amino acids. The record is from RefSeq and is a predicted model, not a curated record. The transcript has 5 exons. NCBI's taxonomy places the organism in Eukaryota, Metazoa, Chordata, Actinopteri, Scombriformes, Scombridae. Gene Ontology annotation, molecular function: zinc ion binding.
AUGAAACAUCUGUCCCUCAAGAGGCAACAACUUCUGGAAAGGAGAAAGAUCCUGUGCAUAUUUCAGGAGUUGAGGAGUCGUGCUGAAUUUGGACAAACUGAAGAAGCAGCCUCAAAUCAGCAUGAGAUUGAUGGCAUUGAUAACACACUGAAACAAAUAAUUGAUACGAUAGCUGACCUCCAAAAAAGCUAUGACAACAUUCUCAAAGCUAAAGAACAGAAGAGCAAUACCAAGAAAGGGGUUAGUUUUGCCCAAAGUGAGAAGGAUGAGAAAGUUGAGCUUGAGUUUAACGCUCCUGGGUCCAAUAUUUUCUAUGUUGUGGCUCCUCCUUCUGUCCCAGCCCCUGAAGUGAUUCUUGAUGUGGAAAACCUUCCACCAUGUCCGUGCAAAACACAGUGCCCAGAGUGUCGGCAGUUCAUCACCACGGAGAUUGUCCACUCGAUCAGUAGUGUCACCUGGUUGGUGUGUUUCAUGACAGCUUUGAUUGGCUGCGUGGCCGGUUGUUGCCUCAUUCCCUUCUGCCUCAAAAGGUUCAAAUCAAUCACGCACAAAUGUCCUAACUGUCGGUCGUCAAUCACAACCAUUAAAAAGCUCUGAGAGAGAAGCAGGUGGUGAAAGGCAGAGGCUCAGACUGAGAGAGGAAUAAGGCACUGACCUAAUGGUGAAGUGGUGUAUUCACCAGCGUUGUCAUAAUCUCCAUUGUGUGGGAUGCACUGAAUAGCUGGCGGUUGCGGGCUAAUGUUUGACAAACAUUGAGGUACUAUAACUGGUUUUAAUGGAGCACAUGUCAGAAUGGACAGGUGAGAUGGAUUUACAGUACAUCAGCUGCCUGCAUGUAAAUUUGUAUUGUAU